AUGAGCUGGGUCAAAGGUCUGCGAACCGCGACAAACUCGCUAUCAAGACCGUCGUUUCACCCAUGCUGUCGAAGGGACCUGCUGGUUGAACUCUCCAGGGCAGGUCCUAGUUCGCGCAGAGAGGCUUCCAGUCUUAUAACGGCAUCGAGAAGAACUCUGCACUAUACCUCGUCGGUUUUGGCCAAGCCAUCCCAGCUGCUUAGUUCCCCGAGAUGGAUAAACAAUAAGAACGGGGGUAGUGGGGACGACAAACCGGUGGACGGAGAAGAUUCGGCGGAGCGGGGGAAGAGUGAAGCAGUGAAGCUGGAUUCUUCUGAAGAGGAUGGCAGUAGUCCCCCGGGCGCGAAUGACUCUGCACCACCGGCUUCUUCAUCCUCAGGCUCAGAUGACAAACUUCCUCCGACGCCACCACCGACACCACCACCAGAUUCUACGCCUCCGAAUGCGCCAGGUAAAGGCGCGAGUUCCAUCGCGAAACAGUCUGUCCCGGAAAUAUAUCCUCAAGUACUCGCACUUCCCAUUGCUCGUCGGCCGCUAUUCCCCGGUUUCUACAAAGCUGUCGUUAUCCGAAAUCCCGCCGUUGUCGCCGCGAUUAAGGAGAUGAUGAAGCGCGGACAACCUUACCUUGGUGCUUUCCUCCUCAAAGACGAAAAUACGGACUCGGAUAUUAUCACGGACAUCAAUUCAGUGCAUCCUGUUGGUGUUUUUGCCCAAAUUACCAGCAUUUUCGCCGCGAAUAGCGUUGGUUCUACUGGCGAGGAAAAGGAAGAGGGCUUAACUGCGGUCUUAUACCCUCACAGGCGCAUCAAGAUAACUGAUUUGGUCAAGGCCGGGCAAGUUGCACAAGUAGAAGAAGUAGAUGAGGCAGAGCCACAGACAGUUGAACCUCCUGCUGCACCGAAGUCGGAGCCAAUCACAGGCAUGACUAUCACAUCUUUCCUACACAAGCAUGCCAUCUCUAUCGUCGACGUUGAGAACCUUUAUACCCAGCCCUACAACAAGGAUGACCAAUAUAUCCGCGCCUUCAUGUCUGAAAUCGUCUCCGUGUUCAAAGAUAUCGCUCAGCUCAACCCUCUCUUCCGAGACCAGAUCACCAACUUCUCUAUCAACCAGGUUGCCUCGAACGUCUUCGACGAACCAGACAAGUUGGCUGACUUCGCUGCCGCAGUCUCCACCGGUGAAGUCCAAGAACUCCAAGACGUUCUCGAGUCUCUUGUCGUGGACGACCGUCUCCGCAAAGCACUUUUGGUACUCAAGAAGGAACUGAUCAACGCUCAAUUGCAAAGUAAACUCAGCCGUGACGUUGACAGCAAGAUCGCUAAGCGGCAACGCGAAUAUUAUUUGAUGGAACAGUUGAAGGGUAUCAAGAAGGAGCUGGGCAUGGAGAGUGAUGGGAAGGACAAGUUGAUCGAGAAGUUCAAGGAACGGGCGGCGGGCUUGAAGAUGCCUGAAGCAGCGAGGAAAGUCUUCGACGAGGAAUUGAAUAAGCUGGCUGGUUUGGAACCAGCGGCCAGCGAAGCCAAUAUUCCUUGGGGGCAACAUUCUCCUGAGAACUACUCCAUUUCGCAUGCACAAACUGUCCUGGACGCUGAUCAUUAUGGCCUGACCGACGUGAAAUCGCGCAUCCUCGAAUUCCUCGCUGUUGGUAAGCUUCGCGGUACCGUACAAGGCAAGAUCAUCUGUCUGGUUGGCCCUCCCGGUGUUGGGAAGACAAGUAUUGGAAAGAGUAUCGCCAGGGCGCUCGGACGCCAGUUCUUCCGUUUCUCUGUCGGUGGCUUGACCGACGUCGCUGAGAUCAAAGGGCACAGGAGAACAUACGUUGGCGCACUACCAGGCAAGAUUAUCCAGGCGCUCAAGCGGGUUGGCACCGAAAACCCUCUUGUGCUCAUCGACGAGGUCGAUAAGAUCGGUCGCGGACAUAAUGGCGAUCCUGCUAGUGCUCUUCUGGAGAUGUUGGAUCCCGAGCAGAACAACAAUUUCUUGGAUCACUACAUGGAUGUUCCCGUAGAUUUGUCAAGAGUGUUGUUUGUCUGCACUGCCAACAAUCUCGACACGAUCCCAGCACCUCUCCUCGACCGUAUGGAAGUAUUGGAGGUCUCAGGCUAUGUCUCCGAGGAAAAAUCUGUCAUUGCAGAGAAGUACCUUGGGCCUCAGGCACGGGAGGCAUCUGGUCUACAGGAGGCCGAUGUCGUGUUGGACAGCGAGGCAAUCGACGUCUUGAUCAAAUAUUACUGCCGGGAGAGCGGCGUUCGUAACCUCAAGAAACACAUCGACAAGAUUUACCGUAAAGCCGCUUUGAAGAUUGUUCAAGAUCUCGGUGAAGACGUUUUCCCGGAGCCUGCGGUGCCAAGUGCAGAGGCUGCGAUUGGCGAAAAGGAUGCCCAAGUUGCGUCUGUGGAAUCCCAGGAACCGCCGAGUAAUGAGCCGCACACCAGCCCUGUUUCAGCCUCGUCGGAAGAGUCGACCUCGAAAUCAUCACAGCACGCUUCUGCGAUCCCAGCCGAUGAAUCUGCCCCAGUGUCGACGCCUACAGAUCUACCUCCCCCAUCCCAUGCUGAACGCAAGACCGUCACGACGCAGGAACGUCAGCCCAUGAAGGUACCGGAGACUGUGCAUAUCGCCAUAACACCCGAAACUCUCAAGGAUUACGUCGGUCCUCCUGUGUAUCAGAAAGACAGGAUGUACUCGAUGCCCCCUCCACCGGGUGUUAGUACCGGUCUGGGUUACUUAGGCAAUGGCUCCGGUGCCGUCAUGCCUGUGGAGGCCAUGAGCAUGCCUGGAAAAGGUGGUUUGCAACUGACCGGUAAACUUGGUGAAGUAAUUCGGGAAAGUGCGCAGCUCGGCUUAAGUUGGGUGAAGGGACAUGCCUACCAGCUUGGCAUCACCGCGUCACCCGAUGAGCAGUUCCUCAAUGACAAGGACAUCCACGUCCACAUGCCGGAAGGUAGCAUCGGCAAGGAAGGUCCCAGCGCGGGAACUGCCAUUCUGUCCGCCUUCGUGUCGCUCUUUACAAAAACCAAGAUCAACCCCGAUAUCGCUAUGACCGGUGAAAUAUCACUGGUUGGACAGGUGCUCCCAGUCGGCGGGCUCAAGGAGAAGAUACUCGCAGCUCACCGCGCCGGUAUCAAAACGAUUAUUGCCCCUGCUGCUAACCGCGCUGAUAUCGAGGAGAAUGUCCCGGAGAGCGUGAAGACGGGCAUUCGGUUUGUAUACGUCGAGGACGUUAGGGAAGUUUUGAACGAGGUCUUCCGGGGUGAACCCAUCACAGAGCGUUGGAAGGACACAAAUCUAUAG
Messenger RNA from Pleurotus ostreatus (oyster mushroom), 3294 nucleotides. RefSeq names its product ATP-dependent Lon protease pim1 (gene PIM1). Gene Ontology annotation, biological process: protein catabolic process; protein quality control for misfolded or incompletely synthesized proteins; chaperone-mediated protein complex assembly. The transcript is spliced from 9 exons. NCBI's taxonomy places the organism in Eukaryota, Fungi, Basidiomycota, Agaricomycetes, Agaricales, Pleurotaceae. Bases 1 to 3294 code for a protein of 1097 amino acids. Gene Ontology annotation, cellular component: mitochondrial matrix. Gene Ontology annotation, molecular function: ATP hydrolysis activity; single-stranded DNA binding; ATP binding. The record is from RefSeq and is a predicted model, not a curated record.